AUGCCUCCAGUUCCGCUCCACGUCGGCGUGGUAGGGGCCGGUAUGGGCGGGCUCGCUGCCGCGAUUGCGCUUGUUCGAGGAGGAGUUAAGGUAACGAUUCUCGAGGCUGCCACCGAACUAGGAGAGAUUGGUGCCGGCAUUCAGAUUUUCUCCAACGUGUCGAAAUAUCUCCUGCGUUGGGACGUCGACAAGAUCAUUGGAGAGAACCUGGUGACAGUGGAUGAAGUGCGCACCUGGAGUGUUAGCGGACAAGUGGUGACCAGAGUCGAUCCGAAACAGGUUAAGAAACUCACGGGCUUCCCGCACCUGAUUGCGCGUCGAGACCAUCUUCACGCCGGGUUGACCGAGUCUGCUCGUCGACAUGGGGUCGAGAUCGUCGUCGGAGCUCGUGUGCAGAAACUCGAGUACUCAGCGCACUCUGCCACGGUCACCACGGCAAAAGGAAUCUCCUACACUUUCGAUCUGGUCGUCGGCAGCGACGGCAUCAAAUCGACAAUUCGCCAACAUCUCUUUCCUGAAGUCAUGCCAAAGGCCCCGUCCAAAGUGGCUGCUUACCGAGGAGUGCUUUCAUAUGACGAGAUACGAGAAAGGGCCCCUGAAGGCGCGUCUGUACUGACGAAUACGAUGGACAUGUGGACCGGUCCAAAUGGAUAUAUCAUGACUUACCCGCUAUCCGGGGGCAAGGAACUGAACGUGGUCACCUCGUUCUGCAAAGACUACUAUGUCGAGAAAAUGGAGGAGGUCGAUAUCGACGAGUUCCGCGGCUACUAUAAGGACUACAGCCCGGCCAUCCAAUCCAUCAUCAAAUUGGUCAAUUACACGCAACGUUGGCCGCUUUUGGUGAUGCCGCCCAUGGAUCGAUGGUCAAAUGAAUUCAGAAACGUCGUUUUACUGGGCGACGCCUGUCAUUGCAUGCAAAACCACAUGGGCCAGGGCGCGGCAACGGCGAUUGAGGAUGGCGUCUUCCUAGGCCGUGUCAUGAGCGAAGUCGUCCGCGGCACCGUCACUGUCGCCGAAGCCGUCGCCCUCUACGAGCAGAAACGGAUUCCUCGUGCCUGGACGAAGCAGCAAUUCUCGCUCAUUUCGGGCGAAUUAAACAUGUGCGCCGACCCAGCAGAUCUUGCGAGGCGGGAUCACUCGUCCCUGCCCGAAGUGAUGCCUCCUAAGGACGGCAACAAGUCCAAGUGUCCAACUUUCCCGCCCUCGUAUCGCUCUUGGCAGAUGUUCGAUUCUCCCGAAACCGUGCCCGGGAUAUUUUAUUACGAUGCCGAAUGUGAUGCGGAUAACGCUGUGUGUGAGUUUUUGCAGUCCAGGGAUCGGGAGAACGGGGACAUCGAUGAUUUGACCAUGGUGAGUAAGGCGCUGGGUCGGAAGUGCUGGGCUGCUAUCGACUUUAAUGGCAUUGAUUGA
Rhinocladiella mackenziei CBS 650.93 is the source of this 1410-nucleotide messenger RNA. RefSeq lists its product as uncharacterized. Lineage: Eukaryota; Fungi; Ascomycota; Eurotiomycetes; Chaetothyriales; Herpotrichiellaceae. The record is from RefSeq and is a predicted model, not a curated record. Gene Ontology annotation, biological process: secondary metabolite biosynthetic process. The transcript has a single exon. The coding region runs from base 1 to 1410 and encodes 469 amino acids. Gene Ontology annotation, molecular function: FAD binding; monooxygenase activity.